Messenger RNA from Glycine soja, 698 nucleotides. Its product is annotated as oleosin 16 kDa-like. The coding region runs from base 58 to 525 and encodes 155 amino acids. The record is from RefSeq and is a predicted model, not a curated record. Gene Ontology annotation, cellular component: membrane; monolayer-surrounded lipid storage body. NCBI's taxonomy places the organism in Eukaryota, Viridiplantae, Streptophyta, Magnoliopsida, Fabales, Fabaceae. The transcript has a single exon. Gene Ontology annotation, biological process: lipid storage.
UUCUUCUUUCAAGCCACUUCAUUCUCUUUCGCAACUUUUUCAGCAACAACAACAACCAUGGCUGAUCAUCACCACCACCCAACAAGCCUAUCCCAAACACAAACAACACCACGCACGACAACUUCAUCAUCACUACUCCGAAAACUCCGACACCACGUGGCAAACUCAAACCAGCUCUUCGGCGUCCUGACCCUCCUUAUAACCGGGUCCAUCUUGCUCCUCCUAACGGGCCUCACCAUCGUGGGCUCCGUUUUGGGCCUCAUCCUCUUCGCGCCGCUCAUCAUCGUCACGAGCCCAAUAUGGAUCCCUCUCUGCGCCGUUCUCUUUCUCGUCACCGCAAUGUUCUUGUCCAUGUGCGGGUUCGGUAUUGUGGUUUUGGCUGUGCUGACGUGGAUGUACCGUUACUUCAAGGGUCUCCACCACCCUCCCGGUUCGAACCGGGUGAGCCACGCGCUGAACCGAGUCAAAGACCGUGCGGGGAAUUUGAAUAGUAAGGGGCUGGAUGCUGCUGCACCCGGAGCUUGAUUUGAAUGGAUUGCAAUUUGCAUAUUCGCUAUUGAGAUCCUUUCAAUUUCUUGUGCUUGGUUGCUCCAAAAUUUACAUGCUUUUGUACUUCAAUUAUGAUCUGUGAAACACGAAUAUAAAUAAUGAAAUAUUGCUCUUACAAUUUUCGCCAAAAACAAAAUAUAUUGCUUUUA